UAUCAGGACAGAAAUGGAAAUUGAGAGCCUACUGCAAAACUCUGUUUGACCUAACGGCGUGCCGUAGUGGAUAAUAUCGUGAUUCUGAAGAUGGCGGCCACCAUGUCAAGAUGUGUCCCUGGACUGUUCAGGCCGCUGUCCACGCUAAUGAGGGGCUGCUGUCCCUCCGGGUUACUGAGCGCUAACGCGGCACACCAGACGCGCCGCUUGUCAGCCAUCUCACACGGACGCGUCCAGAGGGCAGUGCUGUCCACCGCGGCUGGCGGCCCACUGACCGCGCUGACGCCGCACGGAGGCAUCCUGACCCGCAUCUCGCCACUGCUUCCUGCGUUGCUGGCGCCCCCUAGCAGGAGUCUGACGUAUUACAGCCUGAAGUACGGCAAGCGGAAGACGUGCCGCUCCGUGCCCAAGCGCUUCCUGCGUCUGCACUGCGGCCUCUGGCUGCGCAGGAAGGCGGGCUACAAGAAGAAGCUGUGGAAGAAGAUGCCGACGAGGAAGAAGAGGCUGAGGGAACAUGUCUUCUGCAACAACACCCAGAGCAAGCUGCUGGACAAGAUGACCGGCCGCUUCUGGAAGAGACGGACCUGGUACCUGAACGACCCCUACCUGAAGUACCACGACCGCGUCAACACCAGGUGGUGAUGAGACUCGGCGUGGGGGGGUGUAAAUAUCCGUGUGUGUGUGUGUGUGUGUGUAAACGAGUCUCAUGUUCAAUCACGUUAUGUCAAAUAAAGGAUUGGGAUUAA
This is a messenger RNA of Clupea harengus (Atlantic herring), 746 nucleotides long. RefSeq names its product large ribosomal subunit protein bL35m. The record is from RefSeq and is a predicted model, not a curated record. Gene Ontology annotation, cellular component: mitochondrion; ribosome. Lineage: Eukaryota; Metazoa; Chordata; Actinopteri; Clupeiformes; Clupeidae. Gene Ontology annotation, biological process: translation. Gene Ontology annotation, molecular function: structural constituent of ribosome.